AUGCCCAUGUCUCUGAUGUCCUCCAGAGCAUCUGGAGGUGGAGGUCUUCUCUUUGGUCUUGGGGGUGGAGGAGGAGGUGGGAUGGCCACAGGAGGUGGCCUGGGGCUUGGGGCUGGAGGUGGUCUAGGGCUGGGGUUAGGUUUAGGAGGAGGUGCUGGUCUGGGCCUUGGGGUUGGGUCAGGUCUUGGUUUUGGUCUAGGAGGAGGUGGUGGAGGGGCAUUACUGUCCAUGGGAAAGUCUGCAGCAGCAGGGGCCACAAGUGCAGGUGCUUCAAUGGCAGUUGGCUCCUCUGCGAGUAUCAGCGGUCCCGUGGUAGCACCCCUCCUCUCCCGGGCUGACGAAAAACACACGCUGUCCAAGCUGAACGAGCGCUUCACCACCUACAUCUCCAGAGUGAAGGAGCUGCAGAAGGAGAAUGCCACCUUGGAGGCACAGCUAGCCCAGCUCACGGGGAGCACAGACGCGUCGGCUGAGACCGGUAGCAGUGUGACUACAGCUGAACAGGAGGCGCUGCAGCUGGAGUACAGCAGUAAGGUGCAGACCCUCACGCUUGACACAGUAAAACUGGAGAUCGAGUUGGAUGGGAUCCGUGGCUCUGCCCAUGAACUGCAGGCCAAGUAUGAAUUUGAGCAAGGAGUGAGAGCUCAGCUGGAAGCUGACAUAGCUGCCAUGAAGAAGGAUAUUGAAAUGGCCGCUGAACUGCGUGCUCAGUUGGAUGCUAAGAAAACAACCCUGAAAGAGGAACUCGAGUUUGUCAGCAAAACCCAGGAUGAGGAGCUUGCCACCCUUCAGUCAAAAAUCGGCAAAUCUUCCUCCAGUGUUUCUGUUUCCAUGAUUGAUGUUGACACAGGCAAAUCCUUUGACAUUGCUGCUGCCCUAAACAAGAUGAGGGCGGAAUAUGAGAAAUCUGUACACCAGCACAGAGAAGAGGCAGACGCUUACUACAAACUCAAAAUGGAGGAGAUGCAGACAACCAAUUCUGUCAGCUCUGAGGCCUUUACCUCCACAAAAACUGAGAUCACCUCUGCAAAGAAGGAACUGCAGUCCCUUGGAAUAGAGCUACAGAAUCUAGUCAAUAUGAAUAUGACACUGGAGAAGAGUUUGUCAGAGGCCCACGCUCAGUCACACUCUGCUGUGAGUGGUUACCAGGCUCAGAUUGCUGGGCUGGAGGCAUCCAUUGAGUCAGCCAAGACAGAAAUGCACCAACAGAUCCUCCGUUACCAGGAGCUGCUGGACAUAAAGCUUGCCCUGGAUGCUGAAAUCACCACCUACAGGACACUACUGGAUGCAGAUGACAUCAGCUUUCCUUUACAGGCCAGCCUCACAUCCUCUCCACUCUUCCUGUCCAAGUCUCCACCCACAUCCAUUAGAAGCUCCUCCCCCGCAAAUCCCACCCAGGCUGAGCUGGCUGUAGAAGUGCAGUCAGACGAAACAGAGAGGUACGACAUCUAG
This is a messenger RNA of Chanos chanos (milkfish), 1452 nucleotides long. Its product is annotated as thread biopolymer filament subunit gamma-like. Bases 1 to 1452 code for a protein of 483 amino acids. Gene Ontology annotation, cellular component: intermediate filament; plasma membrane; cytoplasm. The record is from RefSeq and is a predicted model, not a curated record. Lineage: Eukaryota; Metazoa; Chordata; Actinopteri; Gonorynchiformes; Chanidae. The transcript has 7 exons. Gene Ontology annotation, molecular function: structural constituent of cytoskeleton. Gene Ontology annotation, biological process: intermediate filament organization.